GGAAUGGAGCUGAUGUUCACAUAACCGACCCUCACAGAAGGUUGGUUUUUCACUGGGUAAUGAAAACACCAAACGCCUUAUGUUUAAAGGUCCUUUGUAAACAUGUAAUUGGAAAUAUUGAAAACCAAACUGACAUGGAAGGUUUAACUCCUUUGCAUUGGGCUGUAAUGUGUGAACGGCAUCAACACAUCAGCACACUCCUCUCAUGUGUUCCAACUACUAAUGUUUGUGCACAAGAUCACAAAGGUCGAACACCACUAAACUAUGCUGUACUUCUCUUUUCUCCAAUUUGUAUCAAAGCCAUCCUUGAGUCCCGACCAAUAGCUGCUACUUUUGCAAAUUUCAAAGGAAGAACAGCUUUACACUAUGCAUGUGCUGAAGGCUCUGUUGACUGUGUAAGAGCAUUACUUGCUUGCAAAAGCUGUGAUCUUCAUUGUCAAGAUAAUUCAGGGACUACUCCUCUCCAUUGGGCAGCUGCAGCAAACCAGCCUGAUAUUAUUCAGUUGCUACUGAGACGAGGAGCUGAUCGUGGACAAAGGGAUGCUAGUGAUAUGACUCCUCUUGAUCAUGCUAAUCAAAGGAAUCAUACUGAAUGUAUUAAACUCUUAAAAAGUUAUGGCUUGCUGAGACAGUCAUCGUCAUGGUCCAUUGCAUCACAAUUUUCUAUUCAUCCUCCAACUCCUCCUGAGCUAGACGAACAUGGACAUGUUCCAAUGAAGCGGCCAUCAUCAUCUACACCUGACCAGCAAUCACCACAAGAUAUUACUGAAAUGAAUCCUGCUGAUCACUGCAGGCAAGAUAGACUGAGGCUUCCUGCUGAUGGUCAUUCUAAUAGCACACAAGAGGAACAAUCAUUACUACCUACUGAAGACACACAGCAAAAAUUAGCAACUGAUGGGGAGGAAACUACACUGACUGCUGUCAGUAGAACUAAUUUUAGUGCAUCCUGUUUUAAUUGGAAGCAAAAGUUGAGGAAGAUAUUUUCUAUUUUUUCAAGGCACAAUGUCCGUGUGGCCCCUGCAUGAGAAAGGUACAAACCAUGUGAUACUUACUGUAAAACUUUACCAUUAUUUAUGUGUAUAUUUGUGUAUAAUCAAUUGGUGAAUAAAGUAUAUUUGAAUUUAUUGAAUUAUGUUUGUUCAUAAUUUUUCUAUUUUACAAGCUUGUAUUACUUUACUAAAUUAUAAUGAUUAUUUUCAGUAAGUUUUUAUGACUCAGUA
Messenger RNA from Amphimedon queenslandica, 1220 nucleotides. RefSeq names its product ankyrin repeat domain-containing protein 55-like. Gene Ontology annotation, molecular function: protein binding. The transcript is spliced from 8 exons. The coding region runs from base 60 to 1025 and encodes 321 amino acids. NCBI's taxonomy places the organism in Eukaryota, Metazoa, Porifera, Demospongiae, Haplosclerida, Niphatidae. Gene Ontology annotation, cellular component: cytoplasm. The record is from RefSeq and is a predicted model, not a curated record.